AUGUUCAGCACACCCGAACAACUGGGAUACGAUCCCAAUGUGACUUUAGACACGACUGCGGACCAUCGUUACAUAUUCACCAUCCCCAUGCUUCCAGGCGACACACUCAACGCCCAAUCUCGGCGUUUUCGCACUGUCGAAACGAUUUCUGAGUAUCGUUUGAACAAUAUUACGGGUCGGAUGACGCGUAUCCUGCUCGUCAAAGAACUCGACACUGGGAAAAAAGAUCCACCACGCUUUGUAUUGAAGGACAUUUGGCUCGACAAAGAAGCACAGACUGAGCGCGAGCUGCAAUCGGCCAUUUUCUACGAUAUUCGGGGUUUUUGGCAGGGCAGGUCGCCUGAGAGCGAUAGCCUUUCUCUUAAAUUGUUUAAAGACUUGCAUGCUACACUUGUUAGCACGGGAGAGUAUAAGAACUAUUUUCUUGAUAUUGUAGCUGAUUAUCGUGGAAUGGUCUCCCCGGAUCCUCCGAUUGAUGCUGUGUCUACGAGAGGAUUGUUGGAUGCACGCUACAGCGUAAAUCCUGCUAACUUGAAAGUGUACCCCACACCGGUACCACCACCACCUCGAGCUUACCGUGACCAGCAAAAACUACAAUACCGUGUUCUUUUCAGAGAAUUUUGUACCGCACUAGGCGAUCUCGGGACUAUAGGUGAAGUCGUGGAUGUAUUACAGCAAAUUCUGACUCCCUUGCAACUUCUCUUGUGCGCUGGAUGGGUCCAUCGGGAUAUUAGCGCUGGAAAUAUUCUGGCGCACGGUUCGGAUGAUCAUGAAUCUGCUAGUGGGCAGUGGCAGGCUAAGUUGGCGGAUUUGGAAUAUGCUACGAGGUUUCCUCCUCCUGCCGGUUACGUCCCUGAUGCUGCAGAUCACCAGAUUGAUCCAUCUGAAAGAAUAGUCACUUCUCCAGACAACGAAGACGAAUUCGACAUGGCUACUAUAACAUGCGAAUACUUUCGACCUUCACCGGCAAAGAAGCACACCGCGAACCCGCUAGCCAUCCAUAACUUCCAACAUGACUUGGAGUCCAUCUGGUGGCUUUUACUAUGGAGUAUAACUUGUCGCGUUCGUUAUCUGCCUUCGCAGAUAUGGGGGCGGUACCGUUUCCGUACCAGUGGAAGUGGCCGAUUAUCCAAAGUGAGAUCCGACUGCUUUCUGUAUGAAAUGGACGAGUCGCUGUAUGAAGCGUUAGAGCCGUCUGUGAAGGUUUUGGCGAGGCUGAUGAAUGAUAUGCGGUUUAAAAUGCGGCAUGCGUUGGAGAUGAGGCAGAGGGCUGGGCGGGUUAAUGCUGUUCCGGCCUAUGCUGUUAUUCAUGCUAGGUUUUAUGGGUGGUUUGAGUACAUUCAGCAUCGACUACCGGAGAUAGCUUGGCGGGAUGUUCCACUUGGUAAUGGGGUGAUGGAGUUGGAGCAAUUUGAAGAGACGUGUGCAGCGAACCCGACCGUUGAAUAUUCGUCUGUGCCUACUAUUGGGAGCCCGAGGGACUCAACUUCAGCGCCAGCCUCGGAUAGCGGUGCUCCCAUCUACCAGGAGCGUCUCGAAGACCUCGACAUGCCUGCGGCUUAA
Molecule: messenger RNA, 1563 nt
Organism: Psilocybe cubensis
Lineage: Eukaryota; Fungi; Basidiomycota; Agaricomycetes; Agaricales; Agrocybaceae
Exons: 3
Coding region: 1-1563 (520 amino acids)
Source: RefSeq, a predicted model, not a curated record